This is a messenger RNA of Aphis gossypii (cotton aphid), 1802 nucleotides long. RefSeq names its product myrosinase 1-like. The record is from RefSeq and is a predicted model, not a curated record. Bases 301 to 1701 code for a protein of 466 amino acids. Gene Ontology annotation, biological process: carbohydrate metabolic process. The transcript is spliced from 12 exons. Lineage: Eukaryota; Metazoa; Arthropoda; Insecta; Hemiptera; Aphididae. Gene Ontology annotation, molecular function: beta-glucosidase activity.
AAAAUAAUUAUAAUUAAAGUGGAAUAACAUAUUUUUAAAUCUAAGACCAUGGCUUAUUAACACAAUAAAGCGCUUACAUAAUAAUAUGUUUCUUUUUAUUACCCAACUAAUAGUAUUUGAUAAUUGUUAAUAGUUUUGUUUUUUUUAAAGAGUAUACAUGAAAAUCGAAUGAUACCAGAUUUUGUGUUGAACUAAAUAAUACUUAAACAGUAACUAUAACAAUACGUUAGCGGUUAGCAUCUGGUUGAAAUUAGUUGCUGUAUUACUUAUUAGAUUUGUAUUAUUCAUCAAGCAGAUUCAAUGGAUUAUAAAUUUCCAAAGGAAUUUAUGUUUGGUGUUUCAACGGCCGCAUAUCAAAUAGAAGGAGGCUGGAAUGAAGAUGGAAAAGGAGAAAAUAUUUGGGAUCAUUUAGUUCAUACUAGUCCGGAAUUAAUAAGAGAUGGAACUAAUGGAGAUAUUGCCUGUGAUUCCUACCACAAGUAUAAAGAAGAUGUAGCGCUUGCAAAAAAUUUAAAUGUGAAAGUUUAUCGUUUUUCUAUAUCAUGGGCUCGAGUAGCGCCAUCUGGAGUAAUGAAUUCUUUAAAUCUAAAAGGAAUAGCAUACUAUAAUCACCUUAUUGAUGAACUUAUCAAAAACGAUAUUAUUCCAUUGGUUACAAUGUAUCAUUGGGACUUACCACAAUAUCUACAGGAUAUUGGAGGUUGGGUUAAUCCAAUUAUGUCAGAUUAUUUUAAAGAAUAUGCAAGAGUGUUAUUUACUCACUACGGAGACAGAGUUAAAUGGUGGAUAACAAUCAAUGAACCAAUGGAGGCUUGUAAAGGUUAUGCCAUUAAAGGCUAUGCCCCAUAUUUAAAUUUAAACAAUACCGGAUAUUAUUUGGCAGCGCAUACACAACUUAUUGCACAUGGAAAAGCCUAUAGGUUAUAUGAAGAGAUGUUUAAGUCUACUCAACAAGGAAAAAUAAGUAUUUCAAUAAAUGGAGUAUUUUUCAUACCAAAAAAUCCUAAUUCAGUUGAUGAUGUAAAGACUGCUGAAAGAGCUAAUCAAUUUGAGAGAGGACUGUUCAGUCAUCCAAUUUAUAAGGGAGACUAUCCACCAAUAAUGAGAAGAUGGGUUGAUAAAAAGUGUAAAGAAGAAGGUAGACCAUGGUCAACAUUACCAAAAUUUACUGAAGAUGAAAUUAAAUUAAUUAAAGGUACUGCUGAUUUUUAUGCUCUCAAUCAUUAUUCUUCUCGUUUGGUAACUCAUGGAAGUGAUUCAGAUCCUCAUUAUAAUCCAGACGCAGAGUAUAUUACUUCAGUAGAUGAAUCAUGGUUAAAACCAUCGGUUGCACCGUGGCUUAUACCAGUACCUGAUGGAUUAAGACAACUUUUAAUAUGGUUAAAAGAUGAAUAUGGAAAUCCUCCUUUGAUUAUAACAGAAAAUGGAUAUGGAGACAACGGUCAAUUGGACGAUUUAGAUAGAAUUAACUAUAUGAAGGGCUAUUUAAAUGCAACAUUACAAGCAAUGCAUGAAGAAAAUUGCAAUGUUAUAGGAUUUACUGUUUGGUCAUUGUUGGAUAAUUUUGAAUGGAUGGAUGGCUUUUUAAUUCAUUUUGGACUUAUUAAUGUAGAUUUUAAUGAUCCUCAAAGAACUCGUACACCAAAAGCAUCAUAUAUGUUUUUCAAGAAUCUGGUAUCAACUGGUCAAUUGACAUCUUAAAUUAGUAAAACACCUUGAGCUGAAUUAUGAAAAAAAAUGUAAUUUAUUAUUACAUGUAUUCAUCAAUUUUUUAUAAAUAUACUACCCGUAACAAUUUAUUA